UACUACCAACGCGUGUGUGCUUCAAGUAAUUUUACAAGUUCAGCUGCCGGCAGUGUACUAGGUAGGUGCACCCUAAACAAAGCGGCGUCCGCGAAGCGAGAACACUGGAAAGCGCAUCCUCCAAGACAGAGAAAAAGUGAAAGUGAAGGGACCUCUCGUCAAUUCUGAACUAUGGAGCGCUCAAAACAGAGUCACGACAAUCAAGAUGACAGUAGACCGACAACAAACGAAAGUUCUCUAAACGGACACUUUGACGGCUUGGUAAAAAAAGACACCCGGAAUGUGGGAUGUCAAGGGACUGCCGGUGAGUCGAGUUCGCACACAGGGUCGUCAGUCGUGGAAAGCUGGAAGCAUGAGCGCACCCGAAGUAUAGAAGACAACGAGAUGAGCUUGCCUAGUCUGGCAGCUGCCUACACCACUAUUAUCCGUGGGCUCGGAGAAGACCCGCAAAGACAGGGACUUCUCAAAACUCCGUGGAGAGCCGCGACUGCGAUGCAGUUCUUCACAAAGGGCUACCAGGAGAAAAUAAUAGACGUGCUGAACGAUGCCAUCUUCGACGAGGACCACGAUGAGAUGGUGAUCGUGAAGGACAUCGACAUGUUCUCCAUGUGCGAGCACCACCUGGUGCCCAUCUUUGGCAGGGUCCACAUAGGCUACCUCCCCAACAAAAGGGUGCUGGGCCUCAGCAAGCUGGCCAGGAUUGUUGAAAUCUACAGCCGUCGACUGCAAGUUCAAGAGCGGUUGACCAAACAAAUCGCCGUGGCAAUCACUGAAGCGCUGCAGCCUGCUGGGGUGGGCGUCGUCAUUGAGGCAACUCACAUGUGCAUGGUGAUGAGGGGGGUGCAGAAGAUGAACAGCAAAACUGUGACCAGCACCAUGCUGGGGGUGUUCCGGGAGGACCCCAAGACACGGGACGAGUUCCUCACCCUAAUCAGGAGCUGAGAGGGACGGCUGGCCCACAAACCUGCUGCCCAGCCCAGCCCAGCGCAAACCCCUCUCCCGGUCGCCUGCCUGGAGCUAGAGUCAUCCACACAGCAGUCUCGGUACGAAGCCUAGAGUCCGGGCUUGCAGGGUGUGUGUGAGUUGUGUGUUUGUGUCUUUCCCUCCACCCCCUCGGUAAAGAUACUUACACCUACGUAGAAACAUCCUAACAUUAAAAUCAACGUUUUAGAAAAGUUGUUUUAUUCUUUACUUUUUUCCUGAUAUAUUUUUGCAAGAAAUCUUUAUCCAAAGUAAGCUAGGCCCAGUAGGACCAUAUAUCAGUUUUACUAAUGGUAUGCAUUUAAACUUGCCUUGAGCCAAACCUAUUCAAAAGUGCCAAGUGCCCUUUUCACAUGGCAUCGUAUUCCUGCUCAAGCCAAAUGCUUCAAACCCAUUCGUCAAACAAUCAACAUUUUGGUAAAUCUGUCAGCCUAUUACAAGGCUCAGUCCCGGUCUACUGUAAUUAUCUUUAACUAGUAAAGGUAGGAGAGCAAAAUGCUCGCUUUCAAAUUUGCUAGCUACCGCUUUAAAUACAUUAUACUGCACCCUGCAACUUCGGGGAACCAACAAUGAUAGCUUUCUAAGGGUUACUGAAUAUGUUAACUGUGGUGUUCAAAUGAUGUGAGGUAAUGUCGCUGUUAGUUUAGCAUUUUUUCUAUAACUAAAGGACGAACGUUUCUAAGGGUGCAGUUAAAGUGACUGGAUGAUAACUGGAUAGUGCAAUGAAGGAUGAUCAGAUGGGACUAAAAAGUGUCCAUAUUAGGAGCCUCAGAGUCACAAGGAGUUGAUGUCAGAGGCUGUCUUAAUAUGGACACCCUACAUUAUUCUCUAAUAGUCUCACACUAUUGUAGUUAUUUGUUGAAAAUGACACAAUAGUGCAAAUAGUUCAGAUUCACAAACGUGUGGCUGAUAUAGUCUGCUUUCUCUGUAUCCCCCAAGCGGUCAUUUCACCAUUCAGAGAGGAUUUCUAAUGGGCACCACUUUAUAUCUAUCUGUAAGUCGUGUAGGCCUAUGUGUGUGGGUAUAUGUGUACGUGCGUUGAUGGCCAGCCCAGUAUAUAUUCUGCUGACCUCUCUAUUUGCGAGCAGCCUUUCUGAUUUUUCGCGUGAUACGUAGAGUUCACUUCCGACUGAUGAAUUUGAAGAGACUAGAGGCAAAGGAAUCAGCUGUCUCCCCUCAUCUCUUGGUAAAAAAAACGUUUUACUCUCUUACCCUUCUAAUGUCAAUUCUGUUACACUUCUAAAUAUCUUUGUAUUUCGGUGUAUGAAUGCUUCAGAAUUGUUGUUACCUUUUUAAAUGUAAAAAAUAUGCUGCACUUUACAGUACAUCCCUCUUUGCUACGUCACGUAUAUUGUAUGUAUGCAUUAUCUGCAUAUGAUGUCUGAGUGCAUUCUCUGCAGUAUUUCCAAUUUCAUGUAUUAUCUCAGCAAAUUAGGGAUAUUAAAAUAGAGUAACCUAUAUGAAAAUGAUGUUAGGGUAAAUAGGUAUAGUAGCAAAGAACAUAUAUGCUGACGAGCGGUAUAUUUUUACAUUUAUUGGAAAUAUAUAAUACUCUAAGAUUUAAAUGGGGAGGUUUUAACCAAUGUGAUUUGGUCAUUGGGGUUCGGUGUGAGUGUGUGUCGGGGGUUGGAGAAGAUGAGUGCUAUUGUCAGUCAGACAGCUCCUGCAUCGUCUCUGUGACCUUCUUUAGGAGGAUCUGUUCUUUGGGUUCUUCACUACUGUCGUUUUCAUUACACUUCUUACUGUGUUCAUUUGAAAGAGUUUUCAACAAAGGAAAAUAAAUCUGUAUGUGAGAACUAUGAA
Coregonus clupeaformis (lake whitefish) is the source of this 2784-nucleotide messenger RNA. Its product is annotated as GTP cyclohydrolase 1. The transcript is spliced from 6 exons. Gene Ontology annotation, biological process: tetrahydrofolate biosynthetic process; tetrahydrobiopterin biosynthetic process. Gene Ontology annotation, cellular component: cytoplasm. The record is from RefSeq and is a predicted model, not a curated record. The coding region runs from base 172 to 942 and encodes 256 amino acids. Lineage: Eukaryota; Metazoa; Chordata; Actinopteri; Salmoniformes; Salmonidae. Gene Ontology annotation, molecular function: GTP binding; GTP cyclohydrolase I activity; zinc ion binding.